Messenger RNA from Arthroderma uncinatum, 882 nucleotides. RefSeq lists its product as uncharacterized. The record is from RefSeq and is a predicted model, not a curated record. The transcript has 3 exons. Lineage: Eukaryota; Fungi; Ascomycota; Eurotiomycetes; Onygenales; Arthrodermataceae. Bases 1 to 882 code for a protein of 293 amino acids.
AUGUCGCGCGUUAUUGCUGUUGUUGGCGCCACUGGCAACCAAGGCGGUUCAGUUGCCCGUUCUCUUCUUCAGAAUCCGUCCUUCAAGGUUCGCGCCAUUACGCGUGAUCCCUCCUCAAAGGCCAGUCAGGCAUUGGCCGCCGCAGGAGCAGAGGUGGUUCAAGCAAAUGGCUUCAAUAACGAGGAGAUGCUCCGCGCAUUCGAUGGUGCCUGGGGGUUCUAUGUCAACCUGAACUCGGAUGACAAAAUGUGGAGCGAUCCCAAUGGCCCUACUGAGUUUGAUCUGGGUAAAUCGAUUGUUGAUGCGGCAGCCCAGGCUGGCGUGCAAAAUUUCGUGUUCAGUUCGGGUCCUCCGUGCACUGAAAUGACGGGGGGGAAGGUGAGGAUGAAGGCUAUGGACAUGAAAAAUAAAAUUGAACAGUACGCAAAACAGCUCGGAAAAUUCCAGACAAUUAUCCCCAUCAACGCCGCAUGGUACCUAGAAAACUUCCUAGUGAAAGAGGUUGCUCCGGUUUUUGGUGGAUUUCCUCAUUUCCCCGACGAGGAAGGCUACUUGACAUAUCGAGUUCCUAAUUGGGGUGGAGACAACAAGGUGCCAUUCUUGAGUAUCACAGAUGACUACGUAACCGGGAAAAAGGCUCGAUUUCAGCCAAUUCUUCCCUCUUGGGAAGCCUUUGAAACUCAUGGUGUUCAUGAGUUGGAGGAUGUUAAGCUCAUGUUCGGUUUCACGCAAAUAACCGGCGGUCGUUAUUUUGGUCCUGAGCCUUCAAACAUCAAGACAUCUGCAGAAUUAAAACACAUAACAGCUACAGCACUAGGCCGACCAGAGGGCCAGAGAGAAUUGAUGUCUUCAAAGGACUGGUUUCGAUCGCAGUUUGCGUAG